Messenger RNA from Annulohypoxylon truncatum, 1486 nucleotides. RefSeq names its product catalase related protein. Gene Ontology annotation, biological process: hydrogen peroxide catabolic process; response to hydrogen peroxide. Lineage: Eukaryota; Fungi; Ascomycota; Sordariomycetes; Xylariales; Hypoxylaceae. Gene Ontology annotation, molecular function: heme binding; catalase activity. Bases 328 to 1254 code for a protein of 308 amino acids. Gene Ontology annotation, cellular component: mitochondrion; peroxisome; cytoplasm. The transcript has 2 exons. The record is from RefSeq and is a predicted model, not a curated record.
UGGUUACUGGGGUAGAUCUCGAUGCGACUGACCUUCGAUAUGCAGUCAUCAUGUACCCUGAUGGGGGUUGGUGCAACAAUAAGAACAAUGACAAAUAUCCAAUGACAAAUAGGGGAUUAUUCAGUCUGUUUGUAGGGCAUCAGUACUAAGUAGAUAGGUACCAAGGUAAGUAGGUAGAUAUAAAUGAGAACCCCGAGGACCAGCCUUGCGUCUUCGUCGUUACCUAGGUAUAUUUGACGAAUGAAUCCUCCUCGGUGUUUACUCCUUGAUAUACGGGAAGCAAUCGACCAUCCUAGUAAAGGUUCAUCAAAAUAGUCGCUCAAAGUCAUGCCUCUCCCUUCUGACGAGAAGGUCGUCCAGACCAGUAGUGCUAUAGUCAGCACUUUGCAUAGCAUUUUCGGACCACACCCUGGAUUCAGACCUACACACGCAAAAGGGGUCUUGCUCAAGGGCACUUUCGCGCCCACCGAGGCAGCCAAGGCGCUCUCGAGAGCACCUCACUUCAACAACGCAUCAACCCCAAUAAUCGCGCGAUUCUCCAGCUCUACCGGGAUUCCUGAGAUCCCGGAUACUGAUCCUAACGGGAACCCGCGCGGCUUUGCCAUCCGAUUCGUACUAGCCGAGACUCCUCGCCGCGUUCACACUGACAUCAUUACUCACUCCGUAGACGGAUUUCCGGGAUCAAACGGGACAGAUGCCCUUGAAUUCUUUACCGCGCUCAAGGACGGUUCGAUCGGCGACUAUCUGGCUUCUCACCCGAAGGCGCUGGCCUUUGUUCAAGCCCCGAAGCCAACUCCGGCCAGCUUUGGCAAAGAGAAGUACUUCGGGGUGAACGCCUUCAAGCUUAUUGCAGCUAACGGGAAGGAAACGUUCAUUCGGUAUCGCAUCGUGCCUGAAGCCGGGGAGGAGUACCUCGACGAGGCAACUCUAAAGGAGAAAAGCCCAUCAUUCUUAUACGAUGGGGUGUCGGAACUGUUAAAAGGCGGACCAGUUGUGUUUAAGUUGAAAGCACAGAUCGCGGAAGACGGAGACGUAACUGACGACAAUACUGUCAAGUGGCCAGCAGAGCGUCAGGUAGUCGAUCUUGGCACAAUUAAGCUUGAUUCUAUUGCCGACGAUCAGACUGCACAGCAGAAGAGGAUAAUCUUCGAUCCAAUUCCGAGGGUUGACGGAGUUGAAGCAUCGGAAGACCCGCUCCUGGACGUUCGCGCCGGUAUAUAUCUCCUGAGUGGUCGUGAGAGACGCGCUGCAUGAAGAUUGUAUCUAUCAAACCAUUCUAACAAAGUGAGCUUGGCACAAGAUAAUGAGAAAAGCACUUUGCUGAGUCAGGCGAUUUGAAGGGGGGCAUAUAUCAGGUCGAAAACCCAAAAUUAAUGUCAUUGAAUCUUCCUAUGAUAAUAUGCGUUCAGAUAAGUUAUGCUAUAAUAGGACGUUUAGUAUGUCUCGUGCACCCACCAGUGUAUAGCCAAAAACUGGAACGUGGUGC